AUGGGUAUCGACAUCAAGAGGCACCACGUCAAGAACGGUAACCGCACCGCCCCCAAGAGCGACAACGUUUACGUCAAGCUCUUGGUCAAGCUUUACCGCUUCCUUUCGCGCCGUACCGACUCUUCCUUCAACCGCGUUGUUCUCAAGCGUCUCUUUAUGUCCAAGGUCAACCGCCCUCCUAUUUCCCUCUCCAAGAUCGCCCGCUCCGCCGCCGGCAAGGAGGACCAGACUAUUGUCUUGGUCGGUACCAUCACUGACGAUGUCCGUCUCCUCGAGGUCCCUAAGCUCACCAUUGCUGCCCUCCGUUUCACCGCUACUGCCCGUGCUAGGAUCUUGAAGGCCGGUGGUGAGUGUUUGACUCUUGACCAGCUCGCUAUGCGUGCCCCCACUGGUUCCAACACCUUGUUGCUCCGUGGUCCUAAGAACUCCCGUGAGGCUGUCAAGCACUUCGGUAUGGGUCCCCACAAGGGCAAGAAGCCUUUCGUCCGCUCCAAGGGCCGCAAGUUCGAGCGUGCUCGUGGUCGUCGUGCUUCCCGUGGUUUCAAGGUGUAA
Molecule: messenger RNA, 552 nt
Organism: Saitoella complicata NRRL Y-17804
Lineage: Eukaryota; Fungi; Ascomycota; Saitoellomycetes; Saitoellales; Saitoellaceae
Product: 60S ribosomal protein L18-B
Exons: 3
Coding region: 1-552 (183 amino acids)
Biological process (GO): translation
Cellular component (GO): ribosome; cytosolic large ribosomal subunit
Molecular function (GO): RNA binding; structural constituent of ribosome
Source: RefSeq, a predicted model, not a curated record